Penicilliopsis zonata CBS 506.65 is the source of this 777-nucleotide messenger RNA. RefSeq lists its product as hypothetical. Gene Ontology annotation, cellular component: Ndc80 complex. The record is from RefSeq and is a predicted model, not a curated record. The coding region runs from base 1 to 777 and encodes 258 amino acids. NCBI's taxonomy places the organism in Eukaryota, Fungi, Ascomycota, Eurotiomycetes, Eurotiales, Aspergillaceae. The transcript has 2 exons. Gene Ontology annotation, biological process: chromosome segregation.
AUGUCAUCGUCGUUUGAGCCGUCUCUCUCAACGAGCGGGCUCCGACCACCCCUCACGAGCGCUGAGGCGCCAUCGAUGGCAGACUCGUUGCCCAGCAUUAAUUUUGGAUUCGAUGAUCUUCGUAGCCGGAUGGCUCAGUUCACGGCUCGAUUUGACGCGUUUAUUGAGCGUGGCAGGAAGCAAGUCUUGGAGGAAAGAAACCAAUUCAGAAUCAACUUGGCGGAGCUCCAGGAGGAUCAACGUAUGAAGCAGAAAGAUAUCGAGAUUCUCAAUCUUAAGGCCCAGACCCAUGAGCAGACUCUUCAAAAAGAAGCUGCGGAAGCCCAAGAAAUACAUGCCGCUAUCUCAAGCAUCACAUUAGAGCGGGACUCGCGACUUGCUAAACGAGACCGCCUCAGGCAACAGAUUGCAGAGACCCAGAAGGCUAUCAACCAGAAACUGGAAGCCCAAAAAGCCCAUGCUCGACAUUUGGAUGCCCAGUCUCGUCUGAACGUUCCUGAGCUAGAGUUCUGGCAGGACUAUCUCUGCAUGCGUAUUGAAGGAGCUGGCAGGGAAGACCGCUUAAAGUUCGUCUAUACACAUUUGCUGGAGAAGAAUUGGGAAACGGAAGCAUGGUUUGAACUUGGCACUGCCAGUCGUGACUAUGAGGUAUUCCACACGCGGCCAAAGCUGGACAUGACGGCUGUGGAGCGAGAACUGGACCUUGUAAAUGAGGAUCGUGAUUUCGGGGCAUUCUUGAAACGCAUGCGCAAAUUAUUCGUGGAAACCAUGAAAUGA